AUGAGUUCAAAGAACACGGGUCCAGUAUUGCGCUGCUUCUAUGUCCAAUUUCCACUCAACUCCGUCAACAUCGAAACUUUAGUCUCGACAUCAGAUGAUAUCAAAGUCACAGAAUAUCUCCAGUUCUUGUACCCCGAGUUGGAUAAAAUUAGUUACGCUGCUAUCGAAGCGAUUCCCUCAAAAACUUUUUCGUGUGUUCGAACAACCAUCGACCACGACUACGAACACUGUUUCAUCCUCCGUUUUUUGGAGAAGACCCCAAAAGCCAUUUUAGUUAUAACAUCGGAGUACAACCCAUUUUUCCAAACUGUGUUGGACGAAGUCAAAAAGAAUGUGACAUCCAUUAACAUCAAAGAACUUUUUGGAAAACUCAAGAACCUUCAACGCACCGAAUUGAUAUGUGACAAGUCGGCUAUUUUAAAAAUCGUCGACUUCAGAAUCUUUAAGGUCGCGGUCAAGCCAAAUGAUUUUGUGAUUAACACAUUGUCUUCAUUUGGUGUGAAUGCAUUUGUCGAUAUUGUUUUUAAAUUAUUACUUGAAGAACGGUAUAUUUUCCUUGCAUCAUCCAUCGAACAACUCAACCCAAUCAUCCAAGCAUUCACGUUUGUGUUACAGCCCUUUGUCUGGCAACACAUUUUUGUCCCUAUAUUGCCCAUGUUCUUAAACGCUUAUUUAAGUUCGAUAUUACCUUGCAUCAUCGGGUGUACUCGAGGGACUUAUGGUGCUUUUGUGAUGGAAUUUGGCGCGGAUGAUGCUGGUAUGCACGUUGUUGAUUUAGAAAAGCGCCAAGAAACGUCGCGGUGCAUUUCGGAGAACACGUUGAGUAACGAGGAAGUUGGGAUUUUCCUCUCGAAAUUGGACUUCGUUGUGAACAAUAAAGAGUCGUUUCAAGAUGAGGACGUCAUUGAUGUCUUCAGAGAGAUGUAUCAAAAGAUAUUUGGACACUUAAACAAAUACUUUGAGAAAGUUGGAGAUGCGUGGAGAUUUCAUACGCAGAAAUUUGUUGAAAGUACGCCAUCGAUGUUUAAAGGUUUUGUUGAGAAAUUUACACAGUCACAGAUGUUUUGCAUGUUUGUGGAACUCCAAGAGAACAAUUUACUUGUGAACAAACCUGUUCAACAAUUUGUCAUCAACACCACUAAACAAUUUCAAUACGACAAACUUUCGAAAAUCAGUCCAGUCGAGCGAAGGUGUCGGUCGUGUUUACAAGAGAUCAAAUUGGAUCAACCCUUUUUCCAAUCACAAGACAAAAGUGUGUUACACCGACAAUGCUCAAAAUGUAUUAUUUGUGACAAAUUUUCAGAUUUAAAGAAAUGCCCAUUGUGUGUCGGGUUUAAACAACCAGUGACUCAGGAAGAGAUCGAAAAUUCAUAUAAAAAGGCGUUGGAGAGAAACGCUUUAUUGCAAAAGAAAUUGAACGAGAAGUUAUCAGAAAACGUCCAAGAAGGCGACCUCACCGCUGAACUCCAAAACAAUUUCGGAAAGACAAUUAAAGAGCGCGAGAAGUUGUUGACACUCAAAACUCCACAACGCCGUGGCGAGUCUAAACCGAACUUUUUGAGACAAUCAAUUUCAAGAACAUUGGGGUCUUUCGGAACAAAAAGAAAAACACCAGAAGGAUCCCCUUUAGUCGUUUCAUCAACACCAAUUAUGCCAAUAUCCCCUUCUAAACGAGCUACUAUGAGUCCUAUGUACCCAAUCCCACCUCCACAAGACCAAAUGUUAUUCCAACCACCACCCGUCCCCCCAAAGAGACCUUACAAAGAACAACGCGUUGUAACACCAGACAGACAACUCUCAAAGUCGGUCGACUCAAAUCUGAUUGUUUUUGCUCCUCUUCGCCAUGUCCAAACAGUUGAUGCAAAGAGUGAAAUGACUAAAUCUACAAAUGUAAAACGUUACACGACUAAACAAGUCAAUAGACCGCUGCCCCCAGUCCCACAGAAUAGAUGCAAGAAAUGA
Entamoeba invadens IP1 is the source of this 1962-nucleotide messenger RNA. Its product is annotated as DENN domain containing protein 2D, putative. The coding region runs from base 1 to 1962 and encodes 653 amino acids. Gene Ontology annotation, cellular component: cytosol; intracellular membrane-bounded organelle. The transcript has a single exon. The record is from RefSeq and is a predicted model, not a curated record. Gene Ontology annotation, molecular function: guanyl-nucleotide exchange factor activity; phosphatidylinositol phosphate binding. Lineage: Eukaryota; Evosea; Mastigamoebida; Endamoebidae. Gene Ontology annotation, biological process: endocytosis; endocytic recycling.